Messenger RNA from Emiliania huxleyi CCMP1516, 861 nucleotides. RefSeq lists its product as hypothetical. The coding region runs from base 1 to 861 and encodes 286 amino acids. The transcript is spliced from 6 exons. The record is from RefSeq and is a predicted model, not a curated record. Lineage: Eukaryota; Haptophyta; Isochrysidales; Noelaerhabdaceae.
AUGCUCCUCGCGCGCCUCCCCUCCGGGCGCACUCGCCUCUUCGAGGCGUCCGGCGACGCCGCGUGCCUCGCGCGGCGCGUCGAGGACGCCGAGGGCCUGCCCGCAGCUGGCCUCCGCCUCGUCGGCGCCGGCCGCCGGCUGCGGCCCACCGACCCGCUGGCGGCGCUGGCGGGCGCGACGGUGCAGGUGCACCUGUCUCUGGCGGGCGGCGGCGGCGAUGGCGACCAGCCCGACUGGAUCGAGCGCGGCAAGAUGCCCUCGGGCGGCUCCAAGCGCCGCGGCCCCGACUCGCGCGCGCCCGACUGGCACGGCGACGCACGGAAGAAGGAGGCCAAGGACCGGCAGGACAAGCUGGACCGCGGGGAGCUGCUGGUGGCGAUCGGGCCGUACUGCGUCCCGUGCGGCAAGCGCUUCGCCAAGCAGAGCGUCUACGACGCCCACCUCUCAGGGAAGAAGCACCUCGCGGCGCUCGAGAAGCUCGGCCGGGCGGAGGAGGCGAUGGUCUGCCGACUUGACGUGGAGGCGAAGCGGCGCAAGAACGCGGAGGCGCAGGCGCGUGCGGAGGCGCGGGAGGAGAAGCUUCGCGAGCGGGCGAUGCUGCCGACGCCGGCCACGGUUGGCCGCUCGCUCAGCUUCGGCGGCGAGUGUGUGAACGGCGCCUCUUCACAUUUGCACGGCUUGCCAACAGGUGGCGGCGGCGUCUGUGUCGAGGCGCACCGCCAGAUGGCAAUCACGCCGUCAGACUGGCACAAGGUGCCAGACCACCUCAAGGGGCGGUACGACCCGGAGCGAGGCGACUGGCGCUGCGACCGCUGCGCGUCCUGGAGCCCUCCAGCGCUCGAAGGAGUCGGGGCUGAUUAG